Neurospora tetrasperma FGSC 2508 is the source of this 1800-nucleotide messenger RNA. RefSeq lists its product as uncharacterized. Bases 1 to 1800 code for a protein of 599 amino acids. The record is from RefSeq and is a predicted model, not a curated record. The transcript has 2 exons. Lineage: Eukaryota; Fungi; Ascomycota; Sordariomycetes; Sordariales; Sordariaceae. Gene Ontology annotation, molecular function: 2-oxoglutarate-dependent dioxygenase activity.
AUGAGAACUACGUCAACGUCAAAACUUAUCGGGCUUUGCCUAAGCGCAGUCCAACAGAUUAUUCAAGAAUGUGCCUACAUUGCUGACGACGAACCUGCCUUUUCAUCAUCGUCUCCAUCACCUCACCAGAAUGCUGGCUCACCGAAGCCUCCAUCCAACGUCCAAACUUUGGGAAGCAUCCGGCUCUGCGGGCUGGAAGGCUGCAAAGAACCAUUAGUCGAACUCCUAUGCCGACAAGCGUCGAAGAUCCUGCAGCUCUAUGGAACCAAACGCGAAAAGGCAAUUUCACUGGUAAAAAGAAGACUCGAACUCUUGACAAAAACAGCAUAUGGCAAGUUCUAUGCGUACAUGUACAAGGAGGUGCCGACCUGCUGGCGACAGCUUUACACGGAUGCGGCGAUCUUGAGGUUUGCGGUUUUAGUUUUGCUUGAGUUUGACUUUGAAGCUGAUGCGGGAUCGAAGGAGGACGCUGAUGAGAAGGAGAAGGAGAGAAGGAUGAAGAGGAAGAUGAUUGUUGAUGAGAUGGUCAAAACGCUGGAUCUGAGUUUGAUAUUAGCUGGGGCUGCGGGCCAGAGCCGCGGCAGGAAGUGGGUUGAUGAAGCUUUUGCGUUGUUGGAGGAUGUUCUGGGGGAUAUGUCAGCUAUGACCACAGCUGCUGCUGGUGGAGCCAAAAAGGGUAAUGAUGAUGAGCAGGAAGGCGAAAGACCACAGAAGAAGCGGCGUCUCUCAUCGUCUCCCAACACCAAGGACGAAGUGAUCAAGGGAAUCAACGACAGCUGGCAAAACACGCCAUCCUUUUCCACCAUUGAACCCUUUACGCCGCCCGUCAAGAACCCGAUCUCAAGGGUUUCUGCCGAGUCCCUCCCCAUUGAAGCAUUUCAGUCACACUUUGCGAAACCUCGCCCAGACGGUAACCCAGGCCCAGCUCCCCUGACCAUCACAGGUCUGGUAGACCAUUGGCCAGCACUCACCACCCACCCCUGGAACAAGCCAGACUACCUCUUAUCUCGCACGCUCUCCGGCCGGCGGCUCGUACCCGUCGAAAUCGGCCGCAGCUACGUUGACGAAGGCUGGGGGCAAAAAAUCAUCUCGUUCGGCGAGUUCUUAUCCAAGUACAUUGACGCUUCUAUCCCCUACACUCCCUCAUCUUCCAACGUAUCCCCUUUCCUCUCCUCGUCAUCCUCAGCUCAACCGCAACCAUCAUCCUCGGAUCUAUUACCCGAAAAAGACAACACCCAGAUAGCAUACCUAGCGCAGCACCCCCUCUUUCUCCAACUGCCCCGUUUACGACAAGACAUUCUGAUUCCGGAUCUUUGCUACACCGCGCCUCCCCCACACCCAACAGACCCAAGUCAAGAUCAACCGGAACUUGACUCGCCGCAACUCAACGCCUGGUUUGGCCCACCGGGCACGAUCACCCCGUUGCACACGGACCCGUACCACAAUUUGCUGGUGCAAGUAGUGGGGAGGAAGUAUGUGCGGUUGUAUGGGCCAGAGCAGACGGGAAGGAUGAGGCCAAGGGGAAAGGAGGGGGGCGUGGAAAUGGGGAAUACGAGUCAGGUUGAUGUUGGGGUUGUUGAAGGGUGGGAUAAGUUGGAGGGAGAAGAUGAGGAGGAGGUAAAGUCAGGAGAUGAAGGGGGUAGAGAGAAUAGUGAAAUGGGUUGGGAUGAGGACUUUAAAAAGGUGCCGUUUGUGGAUUGUAUUUUGGAGCCGGGAGAUACCUUAUACAUACCGAUCGGGUGGUGGCACUAUGUGAGGGGGUUGAGUGUUAGUUUCAGUGUUAGUUUCUGGUGGAAUUAG